AUGCCCAUUCCAACACGUUCAGUUUCGCUGCGCGACCCCCGUAAACAAACUUCAAAUAUAGCACGACCUGCCACGAAACCCUCCCCUCCGCUAUCCGCCACGGCCAACUCGAGCAAGGAGUCUGUCCGAGAGACGAAUAACAAGACCCGCUCGCCAUCAAAUCCCUCGCCGGUCGAGGGUGUGCCUCCGAAAGACAAUGGACUCACUGCCCGAGGAAGAACCCUGCUCCCCCAGCGCAGUAAUGCUGCCCAAGAAAAUGGUCGUGGAACGGGAUAUGGGCGUAUUCAGCCACCUAGCAGCAAGCCGAAAACACGCGGGGACCCGUCACCAACUAGACAGCGAGAGGUAUCACCGGCUAAAAAGCAAACCCAGUCGGACACUGCAUCAAUGAAGACCGGGGUAGCACCCGGCCGUCGUCAGAGCAUCAUGCGACCUGGUGCGUUAAAGAUACCUUCAGCGAAGAUUACAGCCCCUUCGUCAAAGAGCUCAGCGCCAUCAUUCGCGCCACCCUCACCCCGCAAACCGCCAGGAAUGCGAUCCCCGGUACAACCUCCUACAGUCAGAAGACCUCCUUCGCCCAAGAAAACAGAGAUGCUACCCCCACCGCGCUCCACACGCUCCCUCUCUUUAAGGCAACCUGUCAGCGCCAGCAAGGGACCACCGGCCGCAGCCAAAAUCCAUAUGCGGCACAGGAGUCAAAUGGUACAGAAUACAAAACAAGCCGAAACAACCCCAGCAAUCGGCCAACGUGCACGAGCACUCUCAUCCUACCAACGGCCGUCGUCCCCUAAGAAAUUUUCCAAACCUCCAACGCCUACCCCUGGAGCCCAACCCCAGCCUGGGAAUAUGCUGAUCUCUUCAUCAUGGCCGGAUAUUGCAGCACUACAAACAGAACUCCUUCAGCUCAGUCUUUUCCAUUCCAACUCACUGCAAAGCCAUGCCGAGUGGAAGUCUGAUUCCGAGACACGACUGCGCAAGAAGUACGAUAGUGUCGCUAGCCAAUACCGCUUGGUGUUGGCAGAUGAAACGCAGCGACAGUGUCGCCUGAAUGCGCAGGCCCUAGGGCUCUGGCUUUCUAAUUGUCGCGAACAUCGCGGUCCGCAUGAUUUCUCCGAGCAGAUUCAAAUUCUAUCACAGGUCCUACAAGAUGUCUCGGAUAUGAUUGCUGGCCGGAGUGCACAGUACUCUCAGGCUGUGAAGACCUUUGAAGACUGGCUUAACCAAGCGGAGCUUAUUCGCCACAAACGUGGACCAGGAUGCCUUGAUGUCGGCGUCUUUAUUGACCCCCUGGGGCGAAGCUGGAAAGAAUCAUUACGUACUUUAAAUGUGAGGCUCGAACUCUGUGUACGCCAAUUGCAAGUCCUUGAUAUCCUGGGCUUCGGGCAAGUGGAGCAUCUCGAACAGUCUGCUCUUGCUAGAGUAGCCAGGAAUCUGGCUGAAUUGAUACAACUCAUGACGCAGGAGAUUCGUGCCAUGCAAGCAUUGGAGGCAGAAGUGGUGCGUUCAGAAAGGGAUUCUGUCAGUCUUCUUGCAACGCAGCUGUACCUUGCAGCUACCCUGAUCAUGAAAAACUCGCUCUACGAUCGCCUUUGGCGCCGGGAAUGCGGGGAACAGGCGCGGCAUGCUGGCCUUCGGGGAAUUUACGGAUCCAAGGAAUGGGUCAAUGAUCUCGACAUUGUGAAUGAACUCGGUGGGCAUACUGGAUGUGUCAAUGCCCUCAGUUGGUCGAAGUCAGGGCGUCUUUUGGCGUCAGGCUCUGAUGAUAAGCACCUCAAUAUCUACUCCUACCAACCUGACUCCUCCAAUUCUCCAUUCGCGCUCAACACCACCGUUUUCACCGGGCACAAAGCCAACAUCUUCUCCGUCAAGUUCAUGCCACACUCGAAUGAUGGGACUCUGGUUACAUGCGCCGGCGACUCGCAGGUUCGCGUUUUCGAUAUCGAAUACUCAACUGGGAGCAGAAAUGAGGCUGCAACCUCCGCAUUUGCAGCCUCCACUCGGAGUCGGCGCUUCAACGAGUUCUUCAGUGGCACGCGGUAUCUGAGUGACGGCAAUACCAACGCUAGAUUGUAUCGAAGCCACACCGAUAGUGUAAAGCGCAUCGUCACCGAAUCUUCCCCGUUCCUAUUUCUCACUUGCUCUGAGGAUGGUGACGUUCGCCAGUGGGACCUGCGGCUACCGUCUAGUGCAUACCCUCCUCCACGGGGUGGUCAGGGCUUCAUGGCAUACCGACAAGGGUUAGACAGUGAUGACUCCAAUGUUCCGCCCCCUCUAAUAUCCUACAAGCCAUACCAUCUGGACCUCAAUACCAUUUCCUGUUCACCAAGUCAGCCGCAUUAUAUUGCCUUGGGUGGUGCCCACCUCUACUGCUUUUUGCAUGACAGACGGAUGCUUGGCCAGGACACCUCCGCUGCAAGGGGAAGGGCUACACCAAGCGCUGCCAGUCUCAAUGAUGAUGAGGAAAUGAGCAAGGCGACGCGAUGCGUGCGAAGAUUCGCACCGGGCGGCAAGCACCAUGCGAAACAUGCUGACGAUGGACAUAUCACUGCUUGUAAAAUUAGUGAUGCAAAUCCCAAUGAGAUGGUUGUUAGCUGGUCUGGGGAUCACAUCUACAGUUUUGAUUUAGUCCGCAGCCCAGAUGCCCGGGAGACACAGACGGGGAAUAAAUCGACCCUCAAGGGCAAGAAUAGGCAGGCUCGCCGCAGUUCACGGAGCCGGAAGCGCAAGAAGCCCGCCACGCCUUCAUCUGAGGAAAGUGGUGAUCGACAUCAGUCCCAUCGUCGUUCAGCAGAGCCAGAUACUUUUAGGAUCCAAUAUGAGAAUGGCGAAGCAGAAAAUGUUCCAUUCCCCCCAUUCUCGGAUAGUGUCCUGGACACCAACCCCGAGAAUUUGCUCGAGCAGGCUCGGUAUUCUGUGCUGAAUGAUGCCCAGCGAUUAAGCAUGCAGAUCGCAAAAGGGUUAGUAAGACUUCGAAAGACUUUGUUUUCAGAAACGACAGUCCGGGAGGCCGCAGGGUCUGACGACGUGGGACCCGAAUCGUACUCGAUAUGUUUUUCAUCCGCGCUGGAAAUUGCGUCUACGUUUCUCCCACAAAUGGGCGAGGUCAUGCGCGAAUGGAGUUAUCCCAUGAACCCAUCACACGAGACUGUUAAUUUCCAGCAAGCACUUCGUCGCAAUCGCCAAUCGGCAUGGAGAUUUGUCCAAGCUGCUGGCACACUUUCUCAUGCGUUGGCAGAUCAAACGCAAGUUCUGGAAGAUUCAAAUUUCCAGAUGAUCAAGCCUGCGCCGGGCGAAGAUGACCCCAUUGACCCAGCAGCUCAGUUUGGCUAUGACUUCCUCCGAGCAAUUCUUCUAUGGCUGCAGGGCGGCAGGCAUCGACUUCUAGAAGGAUUUAAACGCCGCAAUGCCCCUCGACGAUUACAUGGCCGAUACCCGAUCCCAGAUGAAUCCGACGAGGAUGCUAUCGAAACCAUCCUAGUGCCCUAUAUUAUGGAAUUGGCGCAUGACACUCCGAUCGUGAAUGUGGAUGCUUCCAGAUUUGAGCAUGACAGUACGCGCAUUCUGUUCCCAACCCAACGGGCUGCCGUGACUGCAUUUGCGAAUGCUGUCAAAUUGCCCUUGGAGGAUCUCGGGGGCUCAGCUGCUCGGUUCGACAGGCGCCGUGUUUCUAAUCCCGCCUCACAAAUCCGCUCUCUUGACCGUGCCUCUACGAAGAGGUUCUGGAUUUUGCGCGUAGGCAGAGGAAUCUUGAUGGAGGUAGGCAGUGAAGUAAAUUACAGAUUUGUCAACAAUGCUUUCGGCGGGCUUCACACCACAAUGAACGAGUCUGAGAGUGAUUCGGAUGAAGAGAGAGUCCAGGAUGAUAUCGAUCCCAAUGUGGAGGAAGAACGAAUCCAACACAUCGGACUCAUCGGGGCUGGCGGUUCUGUUUCCAGGCGGAAUGAUCCUCGACCUGAAAGCCCCCAAGGCGAUGCAAAUUCUUCGGACAAUAGUGACGUCGAUACGGGCGGGGAUGGGAGCGAUGGCAGCCGGGCAGAGGAGUCAACUGACGAUGAAGAUCUCGAUGGCUGGCCCAUGGAUUCAUCUUCGGAUGAAGAGGGCGAUAGGUUUGAUUCCGAUGACGAUAUGCCCCGGAGAUAUGCCAUUCGAAAGGCGCGACGUGAUGUCGAGCGCCAUGCUCCAUGUGUACCUCAUAUGCGAAGCUAUCGCGGCCAUUGUAACGUCAAGACUGUCAAGGAUGUCAACUAUUUCGGACUUGAUGAUGAGUAUGUGGUCAGCGGCUGUGAUUCUGGCAAUAUAUUUAUCUGGGACCGCAAGACGUCAAAUCUGGUGAACAUCCUAGAAGGCGAUGGCGAGGUUGUCAAUGUUGUUCAAGGCCACCCCUAUGAACCAAUGAUUGCCGCUUCAGGAAUCGAUAACACCAUCAAAAUCUUUUCGCCAGACCAGAACGCUCAAGAUGAUGCGCGUAAUGGUGUGAACAUCCUCGACCCCGAUAAUCCAUCCAACAAGCUUGGACAAAACAUCUCUAGCAUCGGAGGUCUCGAAAGCCGGAAACGAGUUCAUGAAAGCUACCGCAUCAUGAGCCAAAACGAUGUUGACCGUCGUGGUGGCCGGAGUAUGCUCGAGCGCCUGGCUGCUAACUUGAGGGACCAACAUGGCGGCCUCGGGGUUGGAAUUGAUGAUAUUGCUGGUGAUGGUGAACACCGGACUGUUAUCAUCGAUGAUAAUUGCUCGGUGAUGUAA
Penicillium expansum is the source of this 4743-nucleotide messenger RNA. RefSeq names its product WD repeat-containing protein. Lineage: Eukaryota; Fungi; Ascomycota; Eurotiomycetes; Eurotiales; Aspergillaceae. The coding region runs from base 1 to 4743 and encodes 1580 amino acids. Gene Ontology annotation, molecular function: protein binding. The transcript is spliced from 8 exons. Gene Ontology annotation, biological process: negative regulation of fatty acid biosynthetic process. Gene Ontology annotation, cellular component: cytoplasm; Cul4-RING E3 ubiquitin ligase complex. The record is from RefSeq and is a predicted model, not a curated record.